This is a messenger RNA of Vitrella brassicaformis, 2106 nucleotides long. NCBI's taxonomy places the organism in Eukaryota, Vitrellaceae. The record is from the annotation of a GenBank genome assembly.
GACAGUGAUUAUGACUUCAAGACGUGUGAGCGGGCCAAAACGCACAGAUGGCACUCCAUGUGCAAACAGACACCACGUCAGGCACCACUUAAACCCUCAUGCAGAGGACGUCAGUCUGUCAGUCAGCAAAAACAACAGUGGAGGCAGCCAAGCCUGUCGUCAGCCAAACUCCUCCCAUCCCUCCCCUCCCCCACACCGUCAGUCGAUGCCCAGUGACACGAACUGCCCGCCGCUAUCGAUAUACCCCAGCUGGCCCCACGCAAACUGACAGUCGUCAUUGCCGAGAUGUGUGUUGAAGCCCUUGAGGACGGCCCCCUCCGCCAGCCCCCAUUUGGCCGCCUCGUCCAACCGGGCCCGGUGCACCACCUCACGCACACCCAACACACGAUGCUGACCGCCAGGCUCAACCCGGACCGCGAAGCACUGCAGCGGCACACGUACCAUCUGGCCCUCCACAUCGGCCAUCGCCCCCACCACCUCCCUGUUGCUGAUCGCACGCAACGCCGCACACUUGACGAAGUGCUCGACGGCCGCAACCACACGACGGGCCACGUCGGUGUUGCUGUCGGUCAGCGUGUCGGUGAUGGUCUCCUUGGCGGCCUCCGUGCCGAAGAGGUACGAUGCGAUGCGCCAGCCGAAGAAGGCGGCCUCUUGCGGUCCGGCUGCCAGGCGGGGGGUCAGCAGAGCGGCCAGGGACCGAUGAGGGGCGAGGGCGGCAUUGAGGGCCGCCAUGGCCGACGUGGACAGGUCGUUGAGCACAUCCGUGUACUCGAUGACCACCAGCUCGCGCUGACGGCGUUGCCUAUUGGUGUUAGCGGGCAUGCGACCGAUGUCUGCCCCCGCCCUCAGCAGCAUGCUGAUGAUGGCCUUGUAGCGCUCGGCCUCCUCGUGCGCGCGCUUCCUCUCAUUUGGCCCUAACCGCUGGUCCCCUAAGCGCCGAUUGCGGAGAUCACAGCAUUGGGCAGCCGCAGUGAGGGGCGUCGUGUUGUUGCGGCUCGGCCUGUUGAUGUCAUUGGCGGACGGCAGGUGGCGGGUGAGGAAAUCGGCCACAUGGACAGAGCCGAAGGAAGCCGCGCUGUACAGCGGCGUUUCUCCCCAGUUGUGUGUGUCCGGUGCCGCGAUAUCCACCCCAUUGUCGAGCAGCAGCGUCAUGUAGCCCUCGAUGAAAGUCUGCGAGUAGCGGCCUGCCUCUUCGAGGGCUGCGUAGACGGCCAGAUUGGAGCCGGCACCGUCUGUCUGAGUGACGAGUGUUCGGUCGUGCUGGAUGAGGCGACGGUAGACCUUCAUCAGCUCUUGCUCGUACUGGGCCGUUUGGCGGAGGCCUGUGUUUGGGAAGGGAAGGCGCAUCACCAUGAAGAACCGAUCGUCUCGCAGACGCACGUCGUGUGACAGCAGGAUGUCCACAGCCAUCACAUUGGCCGCCCUAACGGCCACGGCAAUGGGCCGGGUCGACAUGUCAUAAGCGGGGCCGUGGAUGUCUGCCCCGCCGUCGAUGAGCGCGAUGAUGACAGCCCUCUGCAGCUCGGGCGAUUGCCACCUGGGCAACGCGACGGGGCGAAAGUUCCCAUCCCUGUCCUCAGUCGCCAAGGCCGGCACUCCGUCAGUCACAUUGUCGAUGGCAUAACACAGCAACGAAUAAUAGUGACGCCUGGGGCUGCCCCUCACAUGCAGUGCUGGGCAGCAGUUCGGGUCGGCCCCCCCGCUGCUGAAUGAGUGCCGUCACUUGCUGCGGGUCGGUGAUGGUCCGGCGGAUGACGCACUCAGACAGCUGCAGACUCGCAUCGGACAAGGUGGCGCCGUGCCGGGGCACUACAUCCACAUCAGCAAUGCUGAUAGCGCCAGAUUGCCCGGAGGCAGACGAACUCGAGGUCAUCACUUGAGCUCCUGUGACACAACACAACACACGCAAGGGAGGCCCCUGUAUCUGCGCGACCUCGGCCGUCGCCAACUUCAGGUGUUCUGUCUGUCAGCAUCCCCGAGCAAUGCGCAUCAGCAACAGCCCUAAAGGCUCAGCUGCGGCACUCGCAACAAACCGCAACGGUCAGAUCUCAGGCAGUCGAAGCUGCAGACAGCAAAGUAUCAACACGCGAAUGAGAUCAGAGUAGA